CAGCAAUCCACUUCGAGAAGAUAUUGUCUUUACUACACGUAGUUUGGAAACAUAAAGAUACAGGUUUGCAAAAUGAAGCUGGUUAUUGCCCUUGUUCUUGUUGCAAUUUUUGCAUUCGAGGAGAGUGACGCACGAUACGUGAGUAGAAGAGCCUACAAUAUUCAAGUUCGACAAGUCGCGUACUGGAGAAAUCGUUACAGCGCACUUGCUAGAAGUUACAAUGCACUCGCAAGUAGAUGCAGGACUGUGAGUUACACCCGGUACAACAGACUACUUGCAGGAUACCGCAGACUGGUGGCGUUCGUGAAUCGCAUGCGUGUCGCAUCUCACAAUAUGCAUAACACUCACAGACGUAUUGCCGGUGGAGACGAAGACAUGCCAGAAAUGCAGCUUGUUGAGGACUCAGAAGACAUGAAUGAACUCCUGAAUUUGCUUCCUGAAUUCAACGAAGAUGUCGACGACCUCCUUGCCUUGACCGAAGAGGUCGAACAAGAUGAAGAAAUUGAGAAAUCCGAAGACUAAUCGAUUUUUCCAGGCAAGCAUAGAUGACAGAAAAAUUGCAACUGAAACUGUGAUUCGUAUAUGUGCUGCUCAUUUGGUUAUUGUUAAUUUAGUGCAAAAAAAAUCAGAUCCAUCUUUUGAUGAUGUUUAUCAUAUAAUCCAGAUCGACUUAAAAAAUUUAAUAAUUGAUUGGA
This is a messenger RNA of Styela clava, 695 nucleotides long. RefSeq lists its product as uncharacterized. Lineage: Eukaryota; Metazoa; Chordata; Ascidiacea; Stolidobranchia; Styelidae. The record is from RefSeq and is a predicted model, not a curated record.